CCCCGGGAACAAAACCUGCCACCAGGUUCUUGUCUCAGUGCUGCCCUCUCGGCAUCCUGGCAGCGUCAGCUUGUGGCAGAAGAGAUGGAGAGGAAAGGAGAGAAAGGAGGACGGGAGGCCUUCAGGAGUGAUGGGUGGAGACACGUACACACACCCAAAGGAAGGAUGAAUCCACGUACGUACAAAGGAAGGACGAAACACACACACACACACACACACACACACACACACACACGAACGAAACGCCAGCGGUUCCUGCCCGGGAUCCCCGAAGCCGAGGGGAGGGGGAAACGGGAGAGGUCUCUAGGGUUUUUUCCCUCUCCCCUCCCCCCAACCCUGUCCCGUAAGGCUGGCGUAUACAGAAGCUGACCAAUGGGUGUUAGGGGCGGAGCCAGAGCUAGGAGUGGACUGGUUGGAAGCUGCGUGGCGAUUCUGACCAAUUACGUAGAGGGGAGUGUCCCGGAGUAAGCCAAUGAGAGUCGGGUGCCUUCGACACGGAUCGAUGACGCGAAAGUGACGGUACGGAAACCGGGCUCUCUACUCUAGGGUACCAUGCUCCGCCGGACGCUGCAACUGGGGUUCUCCCGAGGAUUGCUGAGCCGGGGCCUGCGCACGCGCAAUAGAGGCCCCUUCAAUGACAAAGAUGGCAAAUGGGCAGAGUUUAAGAAGAAACUUCAGGUAUCCUGGCCUGGAGGAUCCUGGGAGCCUUUUACUGACACAAAUCACCUGCCCCCAGAACAUGCAGACGUGGUGAUUGUAGGGGGUGGUGUGAUGGGUUGGUCUGUGGCCUAUUGGCUGAAGCGGCUGGAAGCACGGAAAAAUGCCAUGCGGGUACUGGUGGUGGAACGGGACCCUACGUACUCAAGGGCCUCCACCGGGCUUUCCAUAGGAGGUAUUCGGCAGCAGUUCUCCAUUCCUCAAAACAUCCAGCUAUCUCUCUUCUCCAGUGGAUUCCUCCGUAACAUCAAUGAAUACCUCACUGUUCCUGAUGAGCCUCCUCUAGAUAUCCAGUUCAAUCCCUCAGGUUACCUUCUGCUGGCUUCAGAAGAAAAUGCCUCAGUGAUGGAACACAAUGUAAAAGUGCAGAGGCAAGAAGGAGCCAAAGUUUGUCUGCUGUCCCCUGAACAACUUAAAAACAAAUUUCCCUGGAUCAACACAGAGGGUAUAGCCUUGGCAUCUUAUGGGCUGGAAAAUGAGGGUUGGUUUGAUCCAUGGUGCCUGCUUCAGGGACUUCGCCGAAAGGCUCUGUCUAUGGGGGUCUAUCACAGCCAUGGGGAGGUCAUAGGCUUAGUCUCUUCAGUAAGACCCAUGGUGACUGCCAGAGGGGAACAAGUAAACCUCAAAAGGAUUUAUGAGGUCCAUGUGAAGAUGAACAACAGCCUGGAGUACCAACCUGUGGAGUGUGCUAUAGUGAUCAAUGCUGCUGGGGCUUGGUCUGGACAGGUAGCAGAGCUGGCUGGUAUUGGCACUGGGGCCCCAGGCACUUUGCAAGGCAUCAGGCUUCCUGUGGAACCAAGAAAAAGGUAUGUGUAUGUCUGGCAUUGCCCACAAGGGCCUGGCUUGGAGGCCCCAUUGGUUACAGACAUCAGUGGAGCCUAUUUCAGACGAGAAGGACUAGGUGGCUAUUACUUAGGUGGCUGUAGCCCUACAGAGGAAGAGGAACCAGAUACUCAAGAUCUAGAAGUAGAUCAAGACUUCUUUCAGGAAAAGGUGUGGCCCCAUCUGGCCCAGAGGAUUCCAGCUUUCAAUUCCCUGAAGGUACGGAGCGCCUGGGCUGGCUACUACGAUUACAACACGUUUGACCAAAAUGGCAUAGUGGGCCCCCACCCACUGGUCUCUAACAUGUACUUUGCCACAGGCUUCAGUGGCCAUGGGCUACAACAGGCCCCUGCUGUGGGCCGGGCUGUGGCAGAAAUAUUGCUGUACGGAAAUUUCAACACUAUUGACCUGAACCCAUUUUCCUUCAACCGAUUCUACCUAGGGGAAAAGGUUCUGGAGUGCAAUAUCAUCUAAGCUUGUCCGUCUACCCCUUUGUCUGUAAGGAAGUAGCUACUGAGAGUGAAGUUCUGAGAACAUCACAGACCAGCAUACAAGGCUUCUGUAAUACCCAAGCCCCCUGCACCACUGCCUCUGAGCUGUGCUGCCCAAGCCCUGGAAGGACACAGACAAUUCGGGCUGGUUCCUGGGAUUGUUUCCUUAUCUUAUCACUACAGGAAAUCAGACUGGUCAUGGUGUAUCCAGAGAGCUGAAGGCCCAGUGCCAGCUCUUCACUUGGCACCUGUCCCAAGAGUUUGGCAUUCUGGGACAACCUGAACCUAUUGACUUAUUCUUUUACUCUGUUCAUCAAUCAAUAAACCCAGUUAGGGGCAGCUAGGUGGCGCAGUGGAUAAAGCACCAGCCCUGGAUUCAAGAGGACCUGAGUUCAAAACCGACCUCAGACACUUGACACUUACUAGCUGUGUGACCCUGGGAAAGUCACUUAACCCUCAUUGCCCUGAAAAAGAAAAAAGAAAAAAAGAAUAAACCCAGUUAACCCCUUCUCUACCAACACACUGAACCCUCUUCUUUAAAGCCAAGGGCAGGUGCCUUUGAUAACCACUAACUAUACCUGACAUUUCAGGACAUGGAGAACUGGGCAUCUCCUUAAGAAUAUCCUGUGUUGGGGCAGCUAGGUGGCACAAUGGAUAGAGUACCAGCCCUGGAGUCAGGAGUACCUGAGUUCAAAUCCGGCCUCAGACACUUCACACUAGCUGUGUGACCCUGGGCAAGUCACUUAAGCCCAAUUGCCUCACUAAAAAAAGAAAAAAAAAAAGAAUAUCCUGUGUCAUAGUUACUGACUCCUGAUUCAGUCAUCAUUGCUAUGGCUGCUAGCCAGGAACCCAUGAUCCUCAGUAAACAGGGUGAGGGUAGCAGGCAAGGAGGAACUGGAGAGGAAGAAUGGGUUAAAUUUUCCACCAACACUAUCUGUUGACCAUACCCCAAUAUUCACAGGUGAAUUACUUUUUGAUAAAAAGCCCCAAUUGUAAAGCCCAAUUUUUAUCUAGUGAAUAUUUGGUAAGUUUUUGUCCAGUAAAAGUUGUCAUAUAAGAAACA
Messenger RNA from Dromiciops gliroides (monito del monte), 3093 nucleotides. It is a transcript of the gene FOXRED1, whose product is annotated as FAD dependent oxidoreductase domain containing 1. The transcript is spliced from 13 exons. Gene Ontology annotation, cellular component: cytoplasm. Gene Ontology annotation, molecular function: oxidoreductase activity. The record is from RefSeq and is a predicted model, not a curated record. Lineage: Eukaryota; Metazoa; Chordata; Mammalia; Microbiotheria; Microbiotheriidae. The coding region runs from base 553 to 2013 and encodes 486 amino acids.